Rhopilema esculentum is the source of this 9621-nucleotide messenger RNA. RefSeq lists its product as uncharacterized. The record is from RefSeq and is a predicted model, not a curated record. Lineage: Eukaryota; Metazoa; Cnidaria; Scyphozoa; Rhizostomeae; Rhizostomatidae. Gene Ontology annotation, biological process: cell communication. Gene Ontology annotation, molecular function: scavenger receptor activity. Gene Ontology annotation, cellular component: membrane.
UCAAAAUACUUAUGACUCUCAUUGCAGCAAAGGUAGAUCAUAAUAAAAAUCUUACCUUGUGGAUUUCGAUAUAGUCCUUCGUUUGAAAUUUGGAUUCCUCAUGUCUGACCAAGACCUCUUCUUUACUCUCACUGAAAGUAAUUCACAAGAUCUUACAACCAUUUUUUGUAGCAUUAAAUACAUUAAAAAUUCCAAAGUCUCAACCAUGCAUACUUUUUGAUAUCAUAAUUACCAAAUUUUUGAUGGGUUUUUUAUGUGUGGUUGUAAAAUAGAAUGUUUUCAACACCUUCCAAAAGCAUAUUUGGAUUUUAUUUAAACCUGAAACAGCAAUAGCUUGACAACAGCAAAAUGAAAUACAAAGCGUUAGCGUAAACUGAAUCAAUUGAGAAGAGAUUUAAGUUGAAAACAGAAUAAAAUAGGAAGUUUUAUGUUUGCCAAACAAUGUGAUAUCUUGUUUACAUUGAUUAAAGGCAUAGUUUAAAGUCGCAACGUUUAUUAUUUUUUAAACUCUUCUAAGUGUUAAGGAAUAUCUUCAUGCUUUUAUAAAAAUAAGUUAAGCUCUUUGGUUGUAAAAUCUGGAUGUCAUAGGUUAUAAGUACUAUCAUGUUUAGAUUAUAUUUCUUCCAUGACAAACUUUUUUAUCUUUUGCCAAAACCUGUUCAAAAGUUGUCGAAUUAGCUUUAUUGGCUACUUAUUUAGACGAUAAACAAUUGAAGGCAUAAAAUAGAUCCAUAGGGCACCCCUUGCUUUAUUUGCAAUAAUAAAAUAGUAUAUAAUAUAAUAAUAAUGAUAUAACGAAUCUUUUUACAGGAUGUACAUUUCAACAUAAAAAUGCUUUUAUCAACAUGUGUCCUGUAAAAGAAAAGAAAAGAAACUCUUAUAAACCUAUAAAGAAACUCUUAUAAAACCUAGCAGUAAUUACAACACUCAAAAGAUCCAUACUUAUAAUAUCACGAUUUUCAACUAAAAUGCUUCUUUAACAGUCCAUCGUAUUGCUUAAAAGAUUCAGUUUUUCUAAGAUCGAUUGGUAAUUUGUUGUACAGCUUUACACCCAUACAAUGGAACGACUUCCUAGCAUAUUCUGUUUUUGAUGCCUGGAAGCCUAAUUAAACAUUCGCUGUGUCUUGUUCGUGUCUUGUGCUGCUGUAGCUCGAAAUAACCUUGAAAGUUCUCAUAUAUAUCAUUGUCCAAACAUUUACGCGCAAGUUUAAACCAUUUGAUUUGGUAUUUGGUUGCAAGUAGGCUCGUCAACAUUUUUUUUGCCCCAACCCUCCCCCUCUAUCAUUGGGAUCACAAUGCAAACCAACUACAUUUUUACUUAUAAUGACAUGAUAGUAACACUCUUGAUAGUAGAAGUCAGGUAUCAAGUCAGAAACCUAGAACUUUUUGAGUCGCAAAUCUCGGUUGGUCGCAGACAGGGAUGUUGAAACUGGAGUUGGAGCACAAGAUUUAUAGUGCCCUCGAAGCUUGAGAAAAUACCCCUUUGCUUAGAAUUCCCCUCUUUAAGAUCUUUGGAAAAUUUUACCGUUUUCGUAGACAUAGACCCCGUUUACACUACAGAAAAGAGAACGGAACUCCUUGGCUCAUAGUGUCCUAAUCUCGCGUCCAACUUCCCUGGUUGCAGGUAAUACCUUGGCUGAAUGAAUUGCUUUUUCUUCUGCUUUCCUGCUACUUAAACAAAAUUCCUGUCGUGGUAUUCAAGAACAAUUGAUCUGAUUUGCCAGCAGCUUGUGAUUGGAAGGCCUGAAAGUAGAACGUAUCGGGUUCGCAUUCCGUAACUGCGUUUGAAUACACAACUUUAUUCAUAUAGCAACCAAACUCAAUUCGGGCUUCAUAUUACCAAACCCGAGUGGUCCGACUUAUGGUAACCAAUACGCUUUAAGGAGAAAGAUAUUUAACCCAACCUUCAGCAAGGAGCUUUCAGUUACAUCAUGAUAAAGAGCAAACACGCAUGGGAAGAAAGCUGAUGCUCUAUGACACGUUAGUUGAAGAGCGGGAGCACGGUUAAAGUGAAUGAAUGAUUGUUCCCUAAUAGAAGCGAAAGACUCGUGGAUGCAAUAAACUCCAAAGAUGACGAUAUCAACUUUUCAGUUGAUGGAGCUUUUGCUCAUUCUAUGUGUUGUCAAGAAUGCAAAACAGAGUGGUACUGCUCAGCUUACUUUGGGCUCCUACACGAACCCUGACGGCCAAGAUUACAAAGGACAACGUUGCGAUACAACAAUAUGGGGUAGUAGCUCAUGGAAAUGCGAUCCUAUCUUUACCAUCUGUGUCAUCGAUUCUCCAGAUCCAAAGUCAGACAACAACUGCUUAAAGAAAAUCCGCAUAAAGGGUCCGGCCAACACCAACAGCUAUGACUUUAAAUCGAGGAAAGAAAGUAUAGGCUUUGCAAAAUGGAAGGGAUACCUUGGAAUAUUCAUAAAAGUGAUGGAUGAAGAUGAUAUAGGAAAUCCAGACGACCUGAUGGACGAAUUCAGCAAAACAGUUUAUAUAAGAGCACCUAGCAAUGGGACGUAUAGUGCCCAAAAAGAACUAACAUUAUCACGCAAAGGACACACGUUCAAAUUCAGUAUCAGGGUUGCCUGUGAUCUGUACUUCUUCAGGAAGGAUUGUGGUACUUACUGCAAAGCAAGACACAGUGAAAAAGACGGAUAUUAUAACUGCGCUGCAAAUGGCACAAAAUUAUGUUACAAAAAUUGGUACGGAACGAACUGUAACAAUUUUUGUCGAUCACAGAAUGGAACCUUGGGACAUUAUGAAUGCAACAAACGUGAUGGUAGUAAGAUAUGUCAUCGACAUUGGUAUGGAACUGAAUGUACAAAAUUCUGCAAGUCACAGAAUGGAACAUUAGGACAUUAUGAAUGCGACAAGCAUGAUGGUAGUAAGAUAUGUCACAGUCACUGGUAUGGUUCAAACUGUACAAGCUUCUGUAAGGAACAAAAUGGAGCUUUAGGACAUUAUGAAUGCAACAAACGUGAUGGUAGUAAGAUAUGUCAUCGACAUUGGUAUGGAACUGAAUGUACAAGAUUCUGCAAGUCACAGAAUGGAACAUUAGGACAUUAUGAAUGCGACAAGCGUAAUGGUAGUAGAAUAUGUCACACUCACUGGUAUGGUUCAAAUUGUACAAGCUUUUGCAAGUCACAGAAUGGAACAUUAGAACAUUAUGAAUGCGACAAGCGCAAUGGUAGUAGGAUAUGUGACACUCACUGGUAUGGCUCAUAUUGUACAAGCUUUUGCAAGUCACAGAAUGGAACAUUAGGACAUUAUGAAUGUGACAAGCGUAAUGGUAGUAUGAUAUGUCACACUCACUGGUAUGGUUCAAAUUGUACAAGCUUUUGCAAGUCACAGAAUGGAACAUUAGGACAUUAUGAAUGUGACAAGCGUAAUGGUAGUAUGAUAUGUCACACUCACUGGUAUGGUUCAAAUUGUACAAGCUUUUGCAAGUCACAGAAUGGAACAUUAGGACAUUAUGAAUGCGACAAGCGUAAUGGUAGUAGGAUAUGUCACACUCACUGGUAUGGUUCAAAUUGUACAAGCUUUUGCAAGUCACAGAAUGGAACAUUAGGACAUUAUGAAUGCGACAAGCGUAAUGGUAGUAUGAUAUGUCACACUCACUGGUAUGGUUCAACUUGUACUAGCUUUUGCAAGUCACAGAAUGGAACAUUAGGACAUUAUGAAUGCGACAAGCGUAAUGGUAGUAUGAUAUGUCACACUCACUGGUAUGGUUCAAAUUGUACUAGCUUUUGCAAGUCACAGAAUGGAACAUUAGGACAUUAUGAAUGCGACAAGCGUAAUGGCAGUAGAAUAUGUCACACUCACUGGUAUGGUUCAAAUUGUACAAGCUUUUGCAAGUCACAGAAUGGAACAUUAGGACAUUAUGAAUGCGACAAGCGUAAUGGUAGUAGAAUAUGUCACACUCACUGGUAUGGUUCAAAUUGUACAAGCUUUUGCAAGUCACAGAAUGGAACAUUAGGAAAUUAUGAAUGCGACAAGCGUAAUGGUAGUAGAAUAUGUCACACUCACUGGUAUGGUUCAAAUUGUACAAGCUUUUGCAAGUCACAGAAUGGAACAUUAGGACAUUAUGAAUGCGACAAGCGUAAUGGUAGUAUGAUAUGUCACACUCACUGGUAUGGUUCAACUUGUACUAGCUUUUGCAAGUCACAGAAUGGAACAUUAGGACAUUAUGAAUGCGACAAGCGUAAUGGCAGUAGAAUAUGUCACACUCACUGGUAUGGUUCAAAUUGUACAAGCUUCUGUAAGGAACAAAAUGGAGCUUUAGGACAUUAUGAAUGCGACAAGCGUAAUGGUAGUAGAAUAUGUCACACUCACUGGUAUGGUUCAAAUUGUACAAGCUUUUGCAAGUCACAGAAUGGAACAUUAGGACAUUAUGAAUGCGACAAGCGUAAUGGUAGUAGAAUAUGUCACACUCACUGGUAUGGUUCAAAUUGUACAAGCUUUUGCAAGUCACAGAAUGGAACAUUAGGAAAUUAUGAAUGCGACAAGCGUGAUGGUAGUAAGAUUUGUCACAGUCACUGGUAUAGAAAAAAUUGUACAAGCUUUUGCAAGUCACAGAAUGGAACAUUUGGACAUUUUGAAUGCGACAAGCGUAACGGUAGUAGGAUAUGUCAUCGAUAUUGGUAUGGAACGAAUUGUACAAACUUUUGCAAGGCGCAGAAUGGAACCUUGGGACAUUAUGAAUGCGACAAACUUGAUGGUAGUAAGAUAUGUCACAGCAGUUGGUAUGGUAAGAAUUGUUCUGUCUAUUGUUUUCCCAGAAAAGAUUCGUACGGCCAUUAUUCUUGCAAUGUCCUAAAUGGUUCCAAAAUAUGUCACCCACUGUGGUAUGGUAAGGACUGUUUGAGGUACUGUCAAGAACAAGAUGGCCCGGUGGGUCACUACACCUGUUCAAAAACUGGUUUUAAGAUUUGUAGACCACUGUGGUUCUCCGAAAACUGCACUGUAUACUGUACGGAAAGGAACAAUCGGUUUGGACAUUAUUUAUGUGACAAUAAGACUGGAAGUAAGAUAUGUAUGAAGGACUGGUACGGCAGAAACUGCACUGUUCACUGUAUGUUGCGGAAUGAUACAUCAGGACAUUUCUCUUGCAAUAAGUCAUCAGGAGCUAGAAUUUGUUUCCCAAAUUGGUUUGGAGAUGAAUGCCAAACAUAUUGCAAACAACGGAAUGACUCACAGGGACAUUAUUUUUGCGAGAAUGUUACCGGUGAGAAAAGGUGUUUGGAAGGCUGGUUCGGAAACCGAUGCUUGACAUACUGCAAGGGAGAUCUUCAAAGUGGUUAUAGAUGUGAUAAGGAGGGUAAUAAGAUAUGUCACGAGAACUGGUAUGGGGAAGGAUGUAAAACAUACUGCAAGCCUUCUACAGUUUACUACUGCAAUGAGACUACAGGUGAAAAAAUAUGUAGGAGUGGUUUCCAAGGAAAGAAUUGUUCCUCAUCCUGCUUGGACAAUAGCUGCUACUCUUCAAAAGUUUCGUUUCUAACUUCUGAGCCAUUUCCUAUUUCUUCUCGUAGAUUACCAGCAACGACUAUUUUGAUUACCUCAUACUUCAAUAACAUUGUGGGUUAUUCUUUAUCAUCAUCCGUCACAAAAGUGAAGAUAAAACCAUCAUAUACGGAUUCUGAGAGAGGAAGCACUGUGACUAAAUCACGUUAUGUUGGAUCUGGUUCUUACUUUUCCUAUACAAAGAAACCUAUUAUAUCCAGUAUUAAGUUACAUCCUAGUAUAUAUUUCGUCAAUAGCACAACUCUACCGCUCUCAUAUCAAAUUAAAUCAUCCACUCAUAUUAAAAGCAAGCAUACAAAUUUACAAGCAGAUAGCAUCUAUAGCACAACCUUUCAAAUUCAAACACUUGAUUCUACAAAUUCAAAGGGUUUUUCAACUUUUGAGAUUAAGAAACUGUCCACAGCCUCGCAUGCUAGCACAGUAUCCAGUAAUAUAGAAGAAACAAAGUCAACAAAAACUGACUCAAUAUCAUCGGAGUUCACAAGACGUAUAACUGAAUACCAGACCCAGCAUCCUUCUUCAACUAUACAAAGUAGCAAGACAGACCUAGGCUCCAUAGGAACUUCAAGAACUAAUGGAGGCACGAAAACAAAGAUAUUGGGUACAAGAGCUAUGUUUCCGACAACAUCUGCAUCAGACACUAUAAUUCCUGCCUCCUCCAUCAACAUUGAUGCUUCAAGAUCGAUUCCUGGCUCGAGCAAAAGCUACGUAAAAAAUACUGAAUCAAUGGACGUUGAGUUGAAAGGAACCAACGCCAGUCAGUCGUUCAUAAACACCUAUAUGCAUGCAUCAUCAACCACUCUAUACCACAAAAGCAACUCUGUACAAUUAAUAUAUAGCAGUAUACAACAGACCACGCCAACACCAACAUCAACCAAACAUCCAAUCAUAGAAAAAGCCUCCAAGAAGAGUGCCGUGCAUUGGCUGACAGGAACUACUUCUGGACAGCUAACUGUUGUCACUAUGUUUGUGGUAAUAUUCUCCGUUGUCACUGCUUUGAUCGUAAUCUGGAAACGGAAAGAGAAGAAAACUCAAGCCCAACGUGAAUGUUAUUUGACAAAUAUGGAAGAGAAGACUGAUGUCGACAUCAUCUCUCACAACGGCAUUACAAACCCAGGUCAAGAUGAUUAUGACAAUGAGAGUUACUUCAAUGGAGAAAACCCUCUUUAUGGUAUAACUCGCACGAAAGACGGCUCUGGUGCUGAUGUCUACAGCUUUGACAAUCCGUUAUUCGCAAACAAUGCAGAGUCUUGUGUGUGACGUGGCUUCAGUGUCUAAAUGGCAAUUUCAACAAUAUUAGUUAAUGUAGAUAGAAAUUAAUUUAUAUACUAAUUUUUUCUCAUCAUAAAACUAUUGCAAACUCACAUGUAGAGAGAGCUAAACUGGGGUUCAUAACAAGAACAAUAACAGGGGUUUUUGAAUGGCAUAGAAAAUUCCUUUCAUAUGACCAUAGCUUAUGUAUGACGAAGUAUCCGUACGUUAAAUAUGUAUAUAUCAAGGUUGGAUAUGCCGUUCAAGAGAGUAGCUUAGCCAGGUCUCCAGCAUUAGGGGGACAAAGUUUUUAAACACAGGCCCGAUUAAAAGCCUGAUAAAGCUCUUUCCUUUAACACUACGUCACUGAACAUUGCUAUGACCAUAGUCAAUAGCAAGUCUUUAUCUAUUUAUUAUCGUCUUAUCUUAUCUGGGCCAUCCCAGGAAAGACUUUACCUAAGUCCUCAAACUAUGGCAUUACACGUUUUUUUAAUAAGGAACCUACCUCAAGGCCUAGUUCCAAAAGUUCCUUAUUCGUUUACCUCAAAUCAUCAAAUUGUAGACCAAAUGUUCCUUAAUAGUUCCUUAAUUUGUUCUGACUACAAUCAGCCUUAACACUCAAUAGAGAGAGGGGCAAGACAGCAUAUGCCGAAACUACUCAAUGAAGCACUUGACACACGAAUAGCAAACAAUCUAUGCGAGUAUUGGCUGCAAAUGAAUGGAACCAUCUUUUUAGUUCUUGAUGCUUCCAGUUAUCAAAAUUUUUCAAAUCAAAAAGUUCCUUAGGGAUUUCGUUUUUAGAAAUAAAAGUUCUUUAAAUAUUUCGGCCUUCUACUAGGUUCCUUAUAAAGUGGUUCCUUAUAAAAAAAGCGUGUACAGUGGCGUAGAUAAAGGUUCUGAAGUUGUCGGAAAUAUAACAUGGUUAUCUAUUAUUAUUCAAGUAUUACAUUUUGAGAGGAAAGAUUUCAAAGCUGAAUUUGAUGACUUCUUUCGUUGAUUUGAACAAGAUUGGUAUAAUACUUCAAAGUGUCUUUUGCAGAGAGGACCAUAAAAGUCUUUCAUUUGUAUGAUUAAUGAAACUUAAUUUUAAAUAAAUGAUUAGGCUUUAUCUCUAAAGACUUUAUGUUUAAAUAUUGGGAAGAAAAUGAAAACCCUUAUUGAAGUUUUGUCGUAAAAUCUAAAUUUCUCGCCCCUCCUAUGAAUUUUCCUAUCUACCCCACUGUUGAUUUGGCAUAUUCAAAGCUUAACCAAGACUUUACUUUUAGUUAUCGAAAUGUUUUUCUCCUCUUCGUGUCACGAUAUCCCCUUAUUUUCUGAUUAAAAGCCUACCUUUAAUUGUGCUGAAGCAAGGAAUAGAAAAUCUUGCUUAAAACUUAUUUGGCGAGCCUUAAAAACUGGUUAGUGCCCGGGCACCAUGCUCUCAUGUGCAAAUAGCGUAAAAGCGCUAUCAAGCCUAAGGCAGGGGACUUUUUUAUCUUUGAGAAAUACCAAAGGAGACUUAAGGGUUAUAAGAGAGGGAGCUUAUUAGAGAGAGGGCUUUUUGUAUGUUUCAAGGUUAUCGAAAUAUCUUUUCUGUGUGAUUAUUCUGCUGUACAUCUAUGAAAAUAGCUAAUACUAGCAGCCAGAAGACCAUUGGAGUUGAAAUUGUAAUAAAUAUGUAAAUUAUUGUACAUUAAUGUUUUGAUUUUGUAACAAAAACUGUAUUAUUGCAAUUGUAUUUUAUAAUGAUAGUAAAAAUUAUUGAGACUAAAUUAAUGGGUUUUCAUGGAGGUGUAUUUCUUGAACGAUAGAAAGAAAAAGUAGCGGUGUUAGAUUAGCAUGUGCUUCUAAAUGAAUGAUGCUAAAUGUACACACAAAGAAAACAAGAAAAUAUCUAUGAUGAUAAUUGCAAAUUGAAGCAACGAAUUCGGUGAACGAAAGAUUUAGGACAGGACUUCUCUUAUUUUUGUUUCGACAAAAAUGUCUAAUUUCAUUAGCUUAAUGUCUUAAAAGGAACUUGAUCAAAAGAAGGAUGUUCGUGGGUUCUCAAAUUCGUAAAUUGUUCUUUGCGAGGGAUCCCGUACUUUUUUCUUCCAGGCAUUACCAAACGUCUUCGUCGAUAGUUUAUUUCUUUCACUGCAGUUUGUAGCAACAGUAGCAACAAAAUAAAGUUUCUUUAGGGAAAUUUCUACUGAAUUGAAAUUGCUAGCUUAUUAAAAGAAAUGAAAACAUAAAAUUUGAAAGUCUUUUUUAAAAGAGAGAUUAAAGGAGUCAUCCAUGUUGACUCUUAAAACUCAACUCCAAUAUGUUGGUGUUCAGGGAAGCCUGCAAUCGAAGCGGGGAGUAGGAGCAAAGCGCCAAGAAAAAGGCAGAGCAAUAGUAAAACGAAAAAAAAUACUCAAUUUCGCGAGGGCAAGGACGUUCACGGCCCCCGCUGCCCUCCCCCCUGGCGCAGGCAUCCUUGUUGGUGUUAAAUGUGUGCAUCAUCAUACUCACCUUGUACGUCGUUAUGUCUAUGCUUUUGCCUCUCUUUUUCCUUUCAAGUAAACCCUGUAUCCACUGAAUAUUUGCUCUUAAAACACACAGCUGUAAGUUAGGCCAGUUGUCAAAUCCUUCUUUAAAUCCUGUAGCUUUCAAAAUAUAAAGCUAAAGCGUGGUCACCAUAUCCCUAUGGGACAAAAAGUUGAAAGCCCAAGACAAUUGAGUUUGAAUCGGUGAAAUUGGCAGGAUAGCAUUUGGAUAUAAUUGAUCAAAAAAAUCCACUGGGAGCAAAAUUAUUGCUUUAUCGGCUGCUCGCUUCGAAAGGAGAACGAUCACAAGGGAGAGUGAGGAAUUCUCUUUGUACAAUCAGAGGAAGCUGAUUUCCAUAAAUGC